Molecule: messenger RNA, 2211 nt
Organism: Papaver somniferum (opium poppy)
Lineage: Eukaryota; Viridiplantae; Streptophyta; Magnoliopsida; Ranunculales; Papaveraceae
Product: cytochrome c oxidase subunit 5b-1, mitochondrial-like
Exons: 6
Coding region: 1206-2147 (313 amino acids)
Biological process (GO): mitochondrial electron transport, cytochrome c to oxygen
Cellular component (GO): mitochondrial envelope; nucleus; cytoplasm
Source: RefSeq, a predicted model, not a curated record
CUUUUUCUGAAACCAAAACAAGAAAAUAGCAGAAGACGCUGCUGGUGGGGCGACCUGAGCUGAGAUUUCUGAAAUCUCUAACAAACACAAUUCAAUUUUCAUCAAACAUGUGGAAAAGAAUCUCUGCUCAUCUUCACCAAUCGCCAUGGCGAUCUGCCCAACAACAACAACAGAACUUAAGAAGAAUCCACCAACAACAACGUCUUAUCAGUUCUGUUUCUUCAACAUCGUCUUCAUCUUAAACAUCCGUUCCUCCUUUUCAGAAAACUACUCCACUCUUUUCUCAACACUCUGAUACUAUUCUGUCAAAGGUGAAGAAGACUGUUGAGGAUGUAAUGCCAAUCGCGACUGGUCACGAAAGGGAAGAAAUUGAGGCUGCACUUCAGGGAAAGAAUCUUCUAGAGAUGGAUUAUCCUGAAGGUCCAUUUGGUACUAAGGAUGCACCUGCUAUUGUAAAAUCAACCUAUGACAAAAGAAUCGUCGGAUGCCCUGGUGGUGAAGGCGAUGAGCACGAUGUUGUUUGGUUUUGGCUGGAGAAAGGAAAGCCACAUGAAUGCCCUGUUUGUACUCAAUAUUUCGAGCUUCAAGUGGUUGGCCCAGGCGGAUCUCCAGAUGGUCACGGCGAUGAUGACCAUCAUUAAUGUUCUUGUUAGUCGAUGUUGGUCUUGGUGAUGUUCAUUUCGGUUGCCUUUGUCCAUUGAUGUUUGUCAUGAAUUAGAACCUUUAUUGUCUUUAUAUACUCUUUCCCAAAGAAUUUACUCGAAUAAACACCGUAUUUCUUUAAUCUUGAAAUUAACGGAAACAUGAAAGAAAUCCCUUAUUUAGUUUUUCAAAUACUAAAUUAUCCUCUCGUAAUCAUAAUUCUUAGAGGAAUUCAAAAGUUCUGUAUAGACUUCAUUUGUUUUCCCGUAGAACACCAUUACCCAUGUGCACUCCUAGAUCAUUGCUGUUUUGAAUUUUAUCGUUUUUGGAUUUUGUUUAUAUAGAGAUUCGAUAUUCUAGAAACAAGAAAAUGGUUCUGUUAAAACCUAAGACUCCAUGUAAGACAGGAAGCAUAGGCAUGUUUUAAGUCAUUUCUUGCGAUGAACGCGUUCAGUGCUUGUUUACCUUAAAACCACGUAGUACUUUCUUCUUCCUUUUCAUCAUUAUUCGUUAUAUUCUGUGAGUUGUAUCUUCGAUUCUCCAUUAGCAAGUACCCGCGAAAUAUGUCUUCUCGUCUGCGUGAAACCAUUGCAGAAUGUCUGUUUUUCUUGAACAGUGGAUCCAGUACUGAUCAUCUAGGCCAAGCUACCUCAGAUGUAGAAGUUCAGAAGAGAGCCCUACAGACUUUAUCUUCUUUAACCGCAGUCAGUCCCCUGAAUAGGAACUUAGUUGCACAAACAGGAGUUGUUUCUACUCUUCUUAAUCUUUCAAGAUCCUCUUCUCCGCCGACCAUCCAGUUUCUGUCACUAUCAAUUCUCUUCCGUCUCUCUCUAAAUUCUAACCUCAAGCCACUUAUAGCAGAUAUGGAGAUGAUUCAUCAUCUCAAUUCUCUGAUCAUUUUCCAAACUUGUCCAGAUUCUGGAAAGAUGGCUGCUUCCCUGAUUUAUAGUCUAGCCAUGUUAGAUAAGAAUAAAGCUGUAUUUGGAGUUGCGGGUACAGUUCAAGCCCUUGUAAAAUCCCUGGAAUAUCAACCCACUUGUAUCAACACUCAUCAUGUCCUCAGUUCUUUAGCUGAGCUUGUCCAGUUUCAUGGGAACUCCACCUUAGCUGUUCGUGCAGGAGCCGUCCCUGUACCGAUUCAAGUCGUGAGGUGCAAUGACGGUGAGCUCGCAGGAACUGCACUUUCUAUUCUAGUUCUUCUUGGAAGGUUAAAAGAAGGAAUCCAUGCCAUAAGAAAUACUGAAGACAUUUUGAGUUUGAUGGUUGAUGUAAUGAAGAGAAGAUGUAUGAUGAGCAAGGAAGGUUCAGCUGACCUCCUUCCGCUAUUUGAAGAAAAUGAAGGUUGCAUAAAAAGUGCAGUGGAAUUUCCAGACUUCUCAUCUCUAGUCGCUGAUCUUUCUGUUCGAGGUUCAGCUAAAGCCAGAGGCAAAGCUAGUUUGAUAUUGAAAAAGAUCAUGGAAGUAAACUCGGAUUCUUAUAGCGAAUCUUCUGUGCUUUAUAUUUAGUAUACUGGGUUCUUAUAGUUUGCUUGCACAAGUCCUGAUUUUUUGUGCUCGUUUUGUGUCUACA